Molecule: messenger RNA, 1394 nt
Organism: Gavia stellata (red-throated loon)
Lineage: Eukaryota; Metazoa; Chordata; Aves; Gaviiformes; Gaviidae
Gene: PTPN1
Product: protein tyrosine phosphatase non-receptor type 1
Exons: 8
Coding region: 113-1201 (362 amino acids)
Biological process (GO): protein dephosphorylation
Molecular function (GO): protein tyrosine phosphatase activity
Source: RefSeq, a predicted model, not a curated record
ACAUCCCAGAAACAAAAAUAGAAAUAGGUACAGAGAUGUCAGCCCCUUUGAUCACAGUCGAAUUAAGCUAAACCAAGGUGACAAUGACUAUAUCAAUGCUAGUUUGAUAAAAAUGGAAGAGGCCCAAAGGAGCUACAUCCUUACCCAGGGACCUUUGCCAAAUACUUGUGGUCACUUUUGGGAGAUGGUUUGGGAACAGAAAAGCCGUGGUGUUGUCAUGUUGAACAGAGUGAUGGAAAAGGGAUCCAUAAAGUGUGCACAGUACUGGCCACGGAAGGAGGAGAAAGAAAUGUUUUUUGAAGAUACAAACUUGAAACUAACAUUGAUAUCUGAAGAUAUAAAAUCAUAUUACACAGUACGACAGCUAGAAUUGGAAAACCUUACAACACAGGAAACUAGAGAGAUUCUGCACUUUCAUUAUACUACGUGGCCUGACUUUGGCGUCCCAGAGUCACCUGCUUCAUUCCUCAAUUUCCUGUUCAAAGUGAGAGAGUCCGGCUCACUUAACCCUGAGCAUGGGCCUGUUGUGGUCCACUGCAGCGCAGGAAUUGGGAGAUCAGGAACUUUUUGUUUGGUUGAUACGUGUCUUCUACUGAUGGACAAACGGAAAGAUCCUUCUUCUGUGGACGUUAAACAGGUUCUCCUAGAAAUGAGGAAGUACAGAAUGGGACUUAUACAGACAGCAGAUCAGCUCCGUUUCUCCUACUUAGCUGUUAUUGAAGGGGCAAAAUUCAUUAUGGGAGAUGCUUCAGUGCAAGAACAGUGGAAAGAGCUUUCCAAUGAAGACCUGGACCCUCCACCUGAACAUACCCCACCACCUCCCAGACCACCAAAGAGAACCUCAGAAAUGCACAAUGGAAGGAUGCAUGAACACACAGAAUUCUUUCCUAAACAUCAAGUAGUAGAGGAAGAGAUUAGAUGUUCAGUCAGCACUGUGGAAGAGAUGGUUCCAGAUGGCAGAGCUCAUUCAUCUGUACCACUGAUCACAGACAGCACUAGUCAAGACACUGAAAUUCGGAGGAGAACUGUUGGUGAAAAUCUGCGUCUCUCGCCCCACAAAGAAGAGUCGAUGAAGUCAGAAAACUCAGAAGAGGAUGAUGAGAACAUGAUGACAACUUGGAAGCCUUUUCUAGUGAAUAUAUGCAUGUUCACUUUCCUCACGGCAGGAGCUUAUCUCUGUUACAGGGUGUGUUUUCAUUGAUGGACGUGCCAGCGAGAUCGACCCUGCAGAAAACACCAAGGAUUUGAUCGGUUUGUAGUAAGCUUCUCUGAAAGAAAGCUAAUUGAGGCAUGUGAGCCUUGUCUCAGUGGAGGGAGAUCUUAGGUGGAAAGGCCGGAACUUUGGUUAGGGUUUAAAGAGAGAAUUGAUGCACUAGGGUUUUAUCUAGCCCUGU